AUGGCCACCACCAAACCCCAAGAACUAGAAUCACAACAACCCACAAUCACAACCACAACCACAUCUCCAUCUCCAUCUCCAUCUCCAUCUCCACAGAAAAACAACUCCUCCACCUCAACCUCAACCCCAACCCCCCAAACCCUCAAACAAAUCCACCGCAUAAAAUCCCACCCAACCCUAACGCCCCACCGCCGGCGGGUAUACCUAACCCUCCUCUCCAUCCCCGCUGGCCGCUGGACCACCUACGCCGCUCUCGCAAAGCACCUCAACUCCAGUGCACGCGCCAUCGGCACCGCCAUGCGGACGAACCCCUUCGCCCCCGACGUGCCCUGUCACCGGGUGCUCAGUGCCGACGGCGGGCUGGGCGGGUACAUGGGCGCCGGGCCGGCGAGCGGACAUGCGAAUCUGGAGAGGAAGAGAAUGAUGCUUGAAGAGGAGGGGGUGGGGUUUGAGUGGGUUGGGUCAUCUAAAGAUCGAUCUAAGGGAAUGGGAACGUGUAGUAGUAUUGCUAGUGGUCGUAGGAAGGGUAGUGGUGGGGAGGGACGGUGGAGAGCGAAGGGGGAGUGUUUUGUUGGGUUUCCUGCUUUGUGA
This is a messenger RNA of Aspergillus pseudotamarii, 591 nucleotides long. RefSeq names its product MGMT family protein. Lineage: Eukaryota; Fungi; Ascomycota; Eurotiomycetes; Eurotiales; Aspergillaceae. Gene Ontology annotation, biological process: DNA repair. Gene Ontology annotation, molecular function: methylated-DNA-[protein]-cysteine S-methyltransferase activity. The transcript has a single exon. Bases 1 to 591 code for a protein of 196 amino acids. The record is from RefSeq and is a predicted model, not a curated record.